This is a messenger RNA of Pistacia vera, 1389 nucleotides long. RefSeq names its product magnesium protoporphyrin IX methyltransferase, chloroplastic-like. The transcript has 2 exons. Gene Ontology annotation, biological process: chlorophyll biosynthetic process. The record is from RefSeq and is a predicted model, not a curated record. Bases 243 to 1202 code for a protein of 319 amino acids. Gene Ontology annotation, molecular function: magnesium protoporphyrin IX methyltransferase activity. NCBI's taxonomy places the organism in Eukaryota, Viridiplantae, Streptophyta, Magnoliopsida, Sapindales, Anacardiaceae.
AUGGCAGCGUCGCAGCGAUGAACCAGAACAAACAGUCCCCAAAAACAAAGCGGGCCCCACGGAAAUCGAAUGCCCACGGGCCAUCAUCUCCAACUCUUAUCUUAUCUCCAACCAACCAAUAUCAUCGUCACCACUAACAGAACUACUCUCUCCCCGCCACGUAACCGCCAUUUCUUCCCCUCUCCCCACCGGCCGGACACACAACAAUCCAUAUUUUGAAAAACUUCAAUCUAUAAUAUAAAAUGGCUUUUUCAGCUUCUCUAUCAUCUCAUAUUCCCUUCCACACUAAUCCUACUAUACUCUCUCCAAAACGCACCAAACCAAUCAAAACGAUGCUACCACCACCAGCCGCCAUCCCCCCUCUCUCCACCGCCACCACCACCUCCAUCCCAGACUUUUCCACUCUCGCCGUUAUAAGCGGCGGCUCCAUUGCUGCACUGGCCGCCUUGCUUUCCCUCGCGGACCCAGAGCGCCGGCGCCGACUCCAGGCCGAGGAAGUCGGUGGUGGAGAUAAAGACGUUGUGAGAGAGUACUUCAAUAAUUCAGGUUUCCAAAGAUGGAAGAAGAUUUACGGUGAGACUGAUGAUGUGAACAAAGUUCAGCGUGAUAUUCGUCUGGGUCACGCGAAGACCGUUGAAAAUGUGAUGAAUAUGUUGACUGAAGAAGGGUCUUUAAGAGGAGUAACAGUUUGUGAUGCCGGGUGUGGGACCGGGAGUCUGUCGAUUCCGUUGGCCAAAGAAGGGGCGAUUGUUUCGGCUAGCGACAUUUCGGCGGCUAUGGUCGCUGAAGCUAAGAAACAGGCAGAAGAGCAACUAUCAGCAGGGAAUGAAGGUGAAACACCCGUGCUGCCUAAAUUUGAAGUGAAGGAUCUGGAGAGUUUAGAUGGAAAGUAUGACACGGUAGUCUGCUUAGAUGUCUUGAUACAUUAUCCCCAGAAUAAAGCAGAUGGGAUGAUUGGCCACCUGGCUUCAUUGGCUGAAAAACGCCUUAUUCUAAGCUUUGCACCAAAGACAUUUUACUAUGAUUUGUUGAAGAGAGUGGGAGAGUUGUUUCCCGGGCCUUCAAAGGCAACAAGAGCAUAUCUCCACGCAGAGGCAGAUGUGGAGAGAGCACUACAAAAGGCUGGGUGGAAAAUAAAUAAGAGGGGCUUAAUUACUACACAGUUCUACUUUGCAAGGCUUGUUGAGGCUGUCCCUGCAUAGAGGGAAGAAAGGUUAGAUUUGGAUUUUUACCUUAUUCCACUUUUUCCGUUGCUAUAAAUGGUUGUGAAAGUGGUGCAAGUUUUUUGUAGAGCCCUAAUUUUUGUUGUAUCUCAUCAUUAUGUACACGUAUCUAUGUAUCUGUAAUGUAUAUUAGAUGUCCCUCUUAGUACCUAACUUUUGAGCCAAU